AUGCUUGGGAUAUUGACCAAAUCAGCAUCGAGUGUGCCUGCGAAGCGGGGUCUACAAGAUGCACCCAACUCCCGACAAAACCAGCAAGUGUCGCCAUUGAAGAAGAUCAAGCUUGAAGAUGGCAAACCUAUUGUCCAUGCUGUACCACGAAGAGGACUCAAUGGCAGUAUAGUCGGCUCCAGCCAGCCCAAGAGCAAAUUUGAGGAAGAGGUUUUGGAGAAGCUCACGCAGGAUAUCGAUGCGCUCAAACACAAAAAUGCGGAAAAGGAUCAACAUUGGGCGCGGCCCAGUCUUGAAGAUUUCGACCCAAGCACAAACACUCUCUGCUUUCAGGCCAUCGAUGCGGAGGAAGGCACUCUACACGGUGGCAGAGGAACGGUCAAAUUGUUUGGUGUCACUGAAGACGGGCACUCAGUGGUCCUACAUGUGACCGACUUCUUGCACUACCUCUACGUGGCAGCACCUGUAUCGUUCACAAAAGCCGACUGUGAGCCAUUCAAGAUGUUCCUCGAAUCAAGCCUAGCGCAGCACUCGACUGCGAUACAUUCAGUGCAGAUUGUGCUUCGAGAGAACAUGUUCGGGUUUCAAGGCAAUCAAAAGGGGGCUUACUUGAAGAUCACUGUUACGGAUCACAAAAUUAUCAAUCGACUACGGACAACAAUUGAGAGCGGCAAUGCCAACUACAAGGGCCUCUGGAAAGGAGCCGAUGGUGGCAUUCUCACAUUCGACAGCAUCCAAUAUGUGCUACGAUUCAUGGUGGACACAAAGAUCUCGGGGAUGUCCUGGGUUUCGGUGAAGCCGGAACAUUAUCACAUAAUACCUGAGCGCGACCGGCAUUCGCAAUGUCAAAUUGAGGCGCACUGCCACUAUCGCGAUAUUAUAGCCCACCCCAUCGAUGGUGAGUGGGCCAAGAUGGCACCUCUUCGCAUUCUCAGUUUCGAUAUCGAGUGCGCUGGUCGCAAAGGUGUUUUCCCUGAGGCCAAUGUGGAUCCAGUGAUUCAAAUUGCAAACGUCGUCACUCGAUAUGGAGAGGAGAAACCUUUUGUGCGAAACGUCUUCUGCAUGGACACUUGCAGUCUAAUCGUCAACACCCAAAUUUUCGAAUUCGGCUCGGAGGAGAAAAUGCUCAUGGCUUGGAGGGACUUCUUGGAAGAAGUGGAUCCGGAUGUAAUCAUUGGCUACAACAUCUCCAAUUUCGACUUUCCAUAUCUGCUGGAUCGUGCAGCUCAUCUGAAAGUGGGCCGAUUUCCUUUUUGGUCAAGAUUGAAAAAUGUCAAGUCGAUCGCAAAGGAAACGAACUUCUCCAGCAAACAGAUGGGCAAUCGAGACACCAAAGCCACGAACACAAACGGUCGGUUACAGCUCGAUCUCUUGCAAUUGGUGCAGCGAGACUACCAAUUACGCAGCUACACCUUGAAUUCCGUCUCUGCGCACUUUCUCAACGAACAAAAGGAAGACGUGCAUCAUACCAUGAUCACCGAGCUGUACAAUGGAACACCUGAAUCAAGGCGAAGAUUGGCGGUGUACUGUCUCAAGGAUGCUUACCUGCCUCAAAGACUGAUGGACAAACUCAUGUGUCUUGUGAACUAUACCGAAAUGGCGAGGGUCACGGGUGUUCCAUUCAAUUUUUUACUUUCCAAAGGUCAGCAGAUCAAGUUCAUCAGCCAGCUUUUCCGGAAGGCGCUUGAACAACAACUCGUGGUUCCUAAUCUCCGGAGUGAGAGUAGUGACGAGCAAUACGAAGGCGCCACCGUCAUUGAACCCACAAGAGGGUAUUAUGAUGUCCCCAUCGCGACGCUGGAUUUUGCGUCCCUUUAUCCCAGCAUUAUUCAGGCCCACAAUCUCUGCUAUACAACUUUACUGAACAAGAACGCAGUGGAAAAAUUGCAAUUGAAGAAAGACGAAGACUACAUCGUAACACCAAAUGGCGAUCUCUUUUGCACCGCGAAGGUCAGAAAGGGUCUCCUCUCCCAGAUCUUGGAGGAGCUUCUCGGCGCACGAAAGCGUGCCAAAAAAGAACUCGCCGUCGAGACAGAUCCUUUCAAGAAGGCCGUGCUCAAUGGACGACAACUUGCAUUGAAGAUAAGUGCCAAUUCCGUGUAUGGCCUGACAGGUGCUACGGUGGGCAAGCUUCCUUGUUUGGCCAUUGCAAGCAGCACCACCGCAUACGGGCGUCAAAUGAUCGAGAAGACCAAAGAAGAAGUCGAAAAGCGAUAUACCAUCGCGAAUGGGUAUACGCACGAUGCUCAGGUCAUCUAUGGCGACACGGAUUCCGUCAUGGUCAAAUUCGGUCCCAAUGAUCUUGGAAAAGCAAUGGAACUUGGUCAAGAAGCUGCAGAUUUCGUGUCAAGCAAAUUCCUCAAGCCGAUCAAACUGGAAUUCGAAAAGGUAUAUUUCCCAUAUCUCCUCAUCAACAAGAAACGGUAUGCCGGGUUAUAUUGGACCAAUACAACCAAAUACGAUAAGAUGGAUACCAAAGGAAUUGAAACUGUUCGUCGAGACAAUUGUCGCCUGGUGCAGAAUGUUAUUGAAACAAGUUUGCGCAUGUUGUUGAUUGAUCAAGACGUUCAAGGCGCUCAAGACUAUGUCAAGGAGACCAUUUCCGAGCUGCUUCAGAACAGAGUGGACAUGUCGAAUCUUGUCAUCACUAAAGCGCUGACAAAGUCUGACUACGCGUCUAAGCAGGCCCAUACCGAGCUUGCGGAGCGCAUGCGUAAACGCGAUGCUGGUUCCGCACCUGCUCUGGGCGAUCGCGUUGCAUAUGUCAUGGUCAAAGGUGCAGCCAACGCUAAGGGCUACGAAAAGUCAGAGGAUCCCAUUUUCGUCCUCGAGAACAACUUGCCGAUCGACACCAAGUACUAUCUGGACAACCAGCUCGCGAAGCCUCUGGGCCGUAUCUUCGAGCCGAUUUUAGGAGAGAAGAAGGCGGCAUCUCUGCUGACCGGCGAACACACGCGCUCAAUAUCUGUCGCGGCGCCGACCAUGGGCGGCUUGAUGAAGUUUACAAAGAAGACAGAGACGUGCCUUGGCUGCAAGAAACCGCUGGUCUCGAAAGACGAGAAGGGUGGCGCGGUUGGAGAAGAAUGCCGACCGCGGUUUGCAGAGUUGUACCAACGCUCGCUUAGCAAGGUUUCAGAGUUGGAAGUCCGAUUUGGAAGGCUAUGGACUCAGUGCCAGCGGUGUCAGGGCAGCAUGCACAACGAAGUCAUCUGUUCUAGCCGGGAUUGUCCGAUCUUCUACAUGCGAAUGAAGGCUAAGAAGGAUGUUGAAGAUGCUGGGAAAGAGUUGGAUCGAUUCGACCGGGACGCAACACUUUGGUGA
Molecule: messenger RNA, 3321 nt
Organism: Dissoconium aciculare CBS 342.82
Lineage: Eukaryota; Fungi; Ascomycota; Dothideomycetes; Mycosphaerellales; Dissoconiaceae
Product: DNA polymerase delta catalytic subunit
Exons: 2
Coding region: 1-3321 (1106 amino acids)
Biological process (GO): DNA replication proofreading; DNA-templated DNA replication; base-excision repair, gap-filling
Cellular component (GO): delta DNA polymerase complex
Molecular function (GO): nucleotide binding; DNA-directed DNA polymerase activity; 3'-5'-DNA exonuclease activity
Source: RefSeq, a predicted model, not a curated record